UUGCCAAGCAGCGCCGCCAUUUGUAAACAAUGUACAAUGUGUCCGUCAAAAUGGAUUUAUCAUUUUGUUUCAGUAUUUUCUUCUUCAUUUUUUCACUGAUCAUCCCAUCGACAAUUUCGAUAAGCACAGUGUAUUUAACAACAUCAUGUAACCAGACUGUUGCCAUAACAACUGGCAUAUCACUUCAGUCCAGUACGGCAUUACAGUACUCUAAUUCCAUGAACUGUUAUCUCGCCGUCACAGUGCCCACAAAUUAUAAAGUUGUAGCAGUCUUUAGACGAUUUGAAAUUGAGGAUAAACUACAUAGCGCUUGUGUGGACUAUGUCAACUUUUAUGAUGGAACGGACACCUCUGCCAGUCUGUUGAACUCGGAUCCUUACUGUGGAAAUACAGCGCCAACCAACAUAACGUCUACUGGCACUUCACUGACUGUACAACUUGUAACAGACUCAACGGCCGUCUACAGAGGCUUUGAUCUUCUACUUUCGGCAUUUUCAAAUGCGCCCUGUUCAAGUGACCAAUACAGCUGUUCCAACUCACUGUGUAUUUCAUCUACAUUAAAAUGUGAUAAUUAUGACCAGUGUGGAGAUCAAUCUGACGAAUCUGACUGCACAGAUGCAGACUUGGCAAACACAGCAUCUAGUGAUAACUCUGCAUUGAUAGCUGGGAUAGCCAUUGGUGUUGGGUCGGUCGUCAUCAUAUGCGUUCUAAUUGGUAUUUAUGUAUACCGCCAAUACAGAUGGAAGUUGUUCUUGAAGGAUCCACUUCCUGUUAUACAACAAUGGGAUAAUCAAACUAAUUAUCCUCUGACAAGGAAAUAUUACAAGACUUAUAAUGAUGGAUACCAUUCCAUGAAAAAUAAUUCUGAUCCCAACAUGUCAUCCGCUCAAGACAGACCUAGUACGCCUAAUUCAGGAGGAAGUUCAAGUAAAAGCAUUAUUAAAAUUUCAAAACCUGGAGAUUCGAUUGCAUGAAACAAGAUUUUAGUGUCCAUGUAUUUUCUAUUGAACAUCUGGAUUUGUGUUUAAAACCUUUCUUAGUUUAAAAAUAGCUGUGGUUGCAUUUAACAAAUAGUUUAUUUCGACAAUUCAAAAACAAUUUACAAAUAAUAUCAUUUCAUUUCCUCUAACAAUCUGCUGAGACAUAUUUAACCCCUUUUUAUUUAUGGCGAUUGUAAACUAACACUUAAAGUAUUAUGUGUAAUUAGUGAAAUGAGACAAGAAAUAAAUAGAAAUAUUGUAUGCCACUUUUAACUAGGUGGGCGGGGAGGGGGCAAAUUCGUUUGUCAUCGCCAGUAGAAACCCAUUAAACAUGCAUUUGAUAUCUUUUCUGAAAAUUUAGUUCAAAUUAUUUGCUAUUAGUCUUUUUUAUACAACUUUUUACCAAAUUGGAGAGAGGGAGAGAGAGAGAUUAUCUUCAUUCAUUUAAAAAUUUUGUUAUAUAGAUUGACAAUUAAUUGAAAACUUAUUUCUGUUUGUUACAUUUGUAAAUUUUAAUAUAUUUUUUUAAUGUAUUUCGCUGGCGAAAAACCUUUUUUAUAUUAUUAAAAAAUAUAUUUUGA
This is a messenger RNA of Mytilus californianus (California mussel), 1561 nucleotides long. RefSeq names its product neuropilin and tolloid-like protein 1. The transcript is spliced from 5 exons. NCBI's taxonomy places the organism in Eukaryota, Metazoa, Mollusca, Bivalvia, Mytilida, Mytilidae. Gene Ontology annotation, molecular function: protein binding. The record is from RefSeq and is a predicted model, not a curated record. The coding region runs from base 30 to 974 and encodes 314 amino acids.